UUGUGUAGUUACAAAAAAACGAACGUGCAUUUAAAGAUUGGUUUGAUAAAGAAUCAUCAGAUUUCUCAUCAUUACCUGAAACAUAUGAAAAUUUAAAUGUUUUUCAUCGAUUUUUAUUUGCUCGAUGUAUAUCACCAGAUCGAACAAUAUCCGAAGCACGACAUUAUAUUCAAGAUAGUCUUGGAAUAAAAUAUUCAGAAAUUCCAGUACUUAGUCUUGAAUUAAUAUGGGAAGAAAGUGAUUGUAAAACAUCAUUACUUGGUUUACUAUCAUCUGGUGCUGAUCCAACAUCAAAUAUACAAGCAUUAGCCAAAAAGAAAAAUAUUGAUUUAUUUAUUGUAUCAAUGGGACAAGGACAAGAAAUACUUGCACGACGUUAUCUUCAACAAACAAUUACAUUAGGAGGAUGGCUUUUAUUACAAAAUGCACAUUUAGGUUUAGAUUAUCUUGAAGAAUUUUAUGAAACUCUUAUUGCAACGGAUACAUUUGAUCCAUCAUUUCGUGUUUGGUUGACAACUGAAACUCAUUCAGAAUUUCCAAUUCAAAUUCUUCAAUCAUCAAUUAAAUUUACUAAUGAACCACCACAAGGUGUACGAGCUGGUCUUAAACGUACUUAUGGAUUAAUUAAUCAAGAUAAACUUGAAUAUAUUGAAACAAUCUAUUGGCGUCCAUUAUUAUAUGCUACUUCAUUUCUUCAUAGUAUCGUACAAGAACGUCGAAAAUUUGGACCAUUAGGAUGGAAUAUUCCAUAUGAAUUUAAUCAAACUGAUUGGGAAGCAUCUGUACAAUAUAUUCAAAAUCAUUUAGAUGAUAUGAAUCCAAAAUUAAAUAUAUCAUGGAAAGCUCUUCGUUAUAUGAUAUCAGAAAUUCAAUAUGGUGGUAGAAUAACUGAUGAUCGUGAUCGUCGUUUAAUGAUUACUUAUGCUAAAAAAUGGUUUAAUGAUUUAUUAUUUUCAUCGGAUUUUAAAUUUUAUGAUGGUUAUUCAAUACCAAAAGUAAAACGUCUUGAUGAAUAUAUUGAUUAUAUUGAUAAAUUUUCAUUAAUUGAUCCACCACAAAUAUUUGGUCUUCAUGCAAAUGCUGAUAUAACAUAUUCAACAAAUCGAGCUAAGUCUAUGCUUGAAAAAAUUGUUUAUAUACAACCAAAAGAAGCAAGUUCAAAUAUAUCUGGUGGUGAAACACGAGAUAAAAUUGUUCAUAAUCUUGCAAAUGAUAUGUUAAUAAAAUUACCAAAGAAUUUUAUACAACAUGAAGUACGAGAGAAAUUACAAAAUAUGGGUAUAUUAAAUCCCAUGGUUAUAUUUUUACGUCAAGAAAUUCAUCGAAUUGAUCGUAUUAUACGUAUUGUACGAAAUUCUUUAAAUGAUUUACAAUUAGCUAUUGAUGGUAUAAUUAUAUUAAAUGAUUCUCUAAGACAAAUACUUGAUUCGAUUUAUGAUGGUCGUGUUCCUAUUGAUUGGACAAGAUAUUCAUGGGAAAGUAGUACUCUUGGUUUUUGGUUUUCUGAAUUACUUGAUCGAUAUACUCAAUAUAAUAAUUGGUUAAAUUAUGGUACAUAUUAA
Rotaria sp. Silwood2 is the source of this 1562-nucleotide messenger RNA. Lineage: Eukaryota; Metazoa; Rotifera; Eurotatoria; Philodinida; Philodinidae. The record is from the annotation of a GenBank genome assembly.